Molecule: messenger RNA, 378 nt
Organism: Toxorhynchites rutilus septentrionalis
Lineage: Eukaryota; Metazoa; Arthropoda; Insecta; Diptera; Culicidae
Exons: 1
Coding region: 1-378 (125 amino acids)
Source: RefSeq, a predicted model, not a curated record
AUGCUACCAACAGUUGACGAAGAGCUCGAUCGUCUGGAACGGUUGAAUAUUAUUUCACCUGUAAAUUACUCCGAGUGGGCGGCUCCAAUAGUGGUUGUUAGGAAGGCGAACGGCAGCAUACGCAUUUGUGGGGACUACUCCACUGGGCUGAACGAGCGGCUCCAAUCUCAUCAAUAUCCGCUCUCGCUUCCACAGGACAUUUUCUCCAAACUGGCCGGUUGCAUCGUGUUCAGCACAAUCGAUUUGUCUGAUGCUUUCCUACAGAUGGAAGUCGAUGAGAGUUCACGCCGUAUGCUCACAAUAAACACGCACCGGGGGUUGUAUGAAUACAACAGAUUACCACCCGGAGUGAAGGCAGCACCAGGGGCAGAUGAUUGA